Messenger RNA from Lathyrus oleraceus (garden pea), 3593 nucleotides. RefSeq lists its product as uncharacterized. The transcript has 3 exons. Bases 336 to 3593 code for a protein of 1085 amino acids. Gene Ontology annotation, molecular function: aspartic-type endopeptidase activity. The record is from RefSeq and is a predicted model, not a curated record. Lineage: Eukaryota; Viridiplantae; Streptophyta; Magnoliopsida; Fabales; Fabaceae. Gene Ontology annotation, biological process: proteolysis.
CUGAUGUCGUCAUUUGUGGAGAGAGGACUGAGAGUCUAAUCAAAGCUGGUAGGAUCCACGAUGCUGGUUCCUCGUCUUCAUUAAAGAAACCCUUCUCUGGGGCACCUCGCCGUAGAGAAGGAGAGACCAAUGCUGUACAGCACAGAGGGGGUGUGUACAGAACAAAUGCUAACAGAGAUCAAUAUCGUCCAGUAGCUGCAGUGACUAUUCCGGCACCUCAACCUCGUCAACAACAACAACCAAGAGUUCAACAACCGCAGCAACAACAACAACAGCAGCGUCCUUAUCAGCCCAGACAGAAAUUGCAGGCUGAUAGAAGAUUUGAUCCUUUGCCCAUGUCUUACACAGAAUUAUUACCCGAACUACUCAAGUUGGGGAUGAUUGGGUUGCGUACAAUGGCUCCGCCUACAGUGCUGCCUCCCGGCUAUGAUGCUAAUGUUAGAUGUGACUUUCAUUCUGGGGCACCAGGCCACCAUACUGAGAAGUGUCGAGCUCUCCAGCACAAGGUUCAAGAUUUGAUCGAUGCCAAGGCGAUCAACUUCGCUCCAGUGCCUAACGUCGUGAACAACCCUAUGCCUCAGCAUGGUGGGCAUAGAGUGAACAAUAUUGAGGGGAAAGAAGCUGAAGAUCUGGUUGUUAAUGUUGAUGAUGUUCAGACUUCUCUGCUAGUCGUGAAGGGUCGUCUGCUGAAGGGGGGUGUCUACCCGGGCUGUGAUGAAAAUUGUUUGGGCUGUGCAGAAUCUGAGAAUGGUUGCGACCAGUUGAGGACCGGUAUCCAGGGUAUGAUGGAUGAAGGUUGUUUGCAAUUCAGUAGGGCUGUAAAGGAUCGUGGAACAGCGUCAACUAUCACCAUUUACUUUAAACCGUCUGAGGAACGUGGACAAAGGAUUGUCAGUGCACCCGCAACGAAUGGUACCCCAGUUACCAUUCCCGUGCCUGUAACCAUCAGUGUUCCGACUACUACCGUGGCGUCUGGAAGAAGGGUUGUUGAGAAUAGUAGAGCUGUGCCGUGGAAGUAUGAUAAUGCUCACCGCAAUUACAGAAGGGCUGAAAGUCAGACAAGACCAGUGAAUCAAGCUCUAGUGACAAUUGGUUUACCGAAUAGAGUUCCUGCAACUGUUGGUCCGGCUGUGGAUAAUGUAGGGGGUCCAGGAGGUUUUACCAGAAGUGGUCGUCUGUUUGCACCGCAGCCUUUGAGGGACAACAAUGCUGAGGCUCUUGCCAGAGCAAAGGGUAAGCAAGCUGUGGUUGAGGAAGAACCUGUCCAGAAGGAAGCGCCUGAGGGCUCAUUUGAGAAGGACGUGGAGGAGUUUAUGAAGAUAAUCAAGAAGAGUGACUACAAGAUUGUAGACCAGUUGAAUCAGACUCCGUCCAAGAUCUCUAUACUUUCACUGUUGAUGUGCUCUGAGGCACACCGUAAUGCCUUGCUGAAGAUGUUGAAUCUGGCUUACGUACCUCAAGAGAUUUCUGUCAAUCAACUGGAGGGUGUGAUGGCCAAUGUGAGCACCAGGCAUGGUGUAGGUUUCACCAACCUGGACUUACCACCUGAAGGGCGAAACCAUAACAAAGCCUUGCACAUCACCAUGGAGUGCAAGGGGGCAGUGUUGUCUCACGUAUUGGUAGACACCGGGUCGUCGCUGAAUGUGUUGCCUAAGCAGAUUUUGAAGAAGAUUGAUGCGGAAGGGUCUGUGCUUACUCCCAGUGACCUGAUCGUUCGUGCUUUCGACGGCUCCAAACGUUCUGUGUGUGGAGAAGUUACUUUGCCUGUGAAGAUAGGUCCUGAGGUUUUCGAUAUCAUCUUCUAUGUUAUGGAUAUCCAGCCCGCCUACAGUUGUUUGUUGGGGCGUCCAUGGAUUCAUGCAGCAGGGGCAGUCUCGUCGACUCUCCAUCAAAAGCUCAAGUAUGUCUGGAACGGUCAGAUUGUGACUGUGUGCGGUGAAGAGGAGAUUCUGGUAAGUCAUCUAUCCUCAUUCAAAUAUGUUGAGGUGGAUGGCGAGAUCCACGAAACCUUAUGCCAGGCGUUUGAGACUGUGACUCUUGAGAAAGUGGCAUACGCUGAUCAGAGGAAGCCGGGUGUUUCAAUCACUUCUUACAAGCAGGCUAAGGAGGUUGUUGAUUCUGGCAAAACUGAAGGUUGGGGCAAGAUGGUGGAUUUGCCGGUUAAAGAAGACAAAUUUGGUGUUGGUUAUGAGCCUCUCCGAGCAGAGCAGAAUGGUCAAGCGGGUCCGAGUACCUUUACCAGCGCUGGGCUGAUGAAUCAUGGCGACGUCUCUGCAACCAGUAGUGAAGACUGUGACAGUGAUUGCGAUUUGGACAACUGGGUUCGCCCGUGUGCACCAGGGGGGUCUAUCAACAACUGGACGGCUGAAGAAGUGGUUCAAGUUACUCUUCUGACAGAAAGCGAUCUUAUGGCAUCCACUAUGAACAGUCCUGUUAUGGCUCAGUAUGAUUUCGAUAAUCCCAUCUACCAAGCUGAAGAGGAGAGUGAGGAAGACUGUGAACUCCCUGCAGAAUUGGCCAGGUUACUGAAGCAGGAGGAAAGGGUCAUCCAACCUCAUCAGGAGGAGUUGGAAACUGUUAAUUUGGGUACUGAGGACGCCAAAAAGGAAAUUAAGAUUGGGGCUGCUUUAGAAGACUCUGUCAAGAGGAGGCUGAUUGAGAUGCUGAAAGAAUAUGUGGAAGUGUUCGCCUGGUCGUAUCAAGAUAUGCCUGGGUUAGAUACAGACAUUGUGAUGCACCGAUUACCUCUUAGAGAAGGAUGUCCUUCGGUCAAGCAGAAGCUUCGUAGAACGAGUCCUGACAUGGCAACUAAGAUCAAGGAAGAGGUUCAGAAGCAGUGGGAUGCGGGUUUUCUGGCUGUCACCAGUUAUCCACCGUGGGUGGCCAACAUCGUUCCUGUGCCGAAGAAGGAUGGUAAAGUCAGAAUGUGUGUCGAUUACCGGGAUUUGAACAGAGCAAGUCCGAAAGAUGAUUUCCCAUUACCUCACAUUGAUGUAUUGGUUGAUAAUACGGCUCAAUCCUCGGUAUUCUCUUUCAUGGAUGGUUUCUCCGGAUAUAAUCAGAUCAAGAUGGCGCCAGAGGAUAUGGAAAAGACGACAUUCAUUACACCUUGGGGCACGUUCUGCUAUAAGGUGAUGCCAUUUGGACUAAAGAAUGCUGGUGCUACCUAUCAGAGGGCAAUGACGACUCUCUUUCAUGACAUGAUGCACAAGGAAAUCGAAGUAUACGUAGAUGAUAUGAUUGCGAAGUCGCAGACAGAAGAGGAGCACCUGGUUAAUUUGCAGAAGCUGUUUGACCGGUUGAGAAAGUUCAAGCUGAGGUUGAAUCCGAACAAGUGUACGUUUGGGGUGAGAUCAGGGAAGCUUUUAGGCUUCAUUGUCAGCGAGAAAGGGAUUGAGGUUGAUCCAGCAAAAGUCAAAGCUAUUCAAGAGAUGCCUGAACCGAAAACGGAGAAGCAAGUCCGUGGGUUUUUAGGGAGGUUGAACUACAUUGCAAGGUUCAUAUCUCAUCUAACUGCUACAUAUGCGAUUCAGCUUGUUUCCACGCGCCAAUUGCAAAAACAGAUGGAGAUUAAGGUUAUGGAAGGUGAAUGA